This is a messenger RNA of Jatropha curcas, 2480 nucleotides long. RefSeq names its product SUMO-activating enzyme 2 (gene SAE2). The record is from RefSeq and is a predicted model, not a curated record. Lineage: Eukaryota; Viridiplantae; Streptophyta; Magnoliopsida; Malpighiales; Euphorbiaceae. Gene Ontology annotation, molecular function: SUMO activating enzyme activity. Gene Ontology annotation, biological process: protein sumoylation. Gene Ontology annotation, cellular component: SUMO activating enzyme complex; cytoplasm.
AUUUUAUCAGAACUGGGUCUGGGGUCGGAGUCGAUUCUGCUUCCAAGCAAUUACCUCUUCCAGUACCGUACAGCUACUGCUGUUGCUAACGCCGCCCCUUUCACAGAUUCUCCACCUUCUUUAACGUCUUGUAUCGACUUUCCACGCUCUCUUUUCUCACACUGUUCUCUAUUUCUGUUUCUAUUCUAUUAUUAUUAUUAGUAUUAUUAUUAUUAUAUAACUAACCAUUUUAAUAACAGACUUCAAAUUCUUCUUCUUCACUUUUCUUUUCUCCUUCCCCUCUUUUCUUCUACCCCUAAAAUGGCUUCCCUCCAGCACUCCUCUGCUAUAAAGGGCGCGAAAGUCCUUAUGGUUGGUGCCGGUGGGAUUGGCUGCGAGCUACUCAAGACGCUCGCUCUUUCUGGCUUUCAAGAUAUUCAUAUAAUUGAUAUGGACACUAUAGAAGUGAGCAACCUUAACAGGCAAUUUUUGUUCCGGCAAUCACAUGUUGGGCAGUCAAAGGCUAAGGUUGCUCGGGAUGCUGUGUUAAAAUUUAGGCCUCACAUUAGCAUCACGCCAUACCAUGCAAAUGUGAAAGAUACUUUCUUCAAUGUGGACUUUCUGAAGCAAUUUAGUGUGGUUCUGAAUGGUCUUGACAACUUGGACGCAAGGCGACAUGUGAACCGACUUUGCUUGGCAGCUGAAGUUCCUUUGGUUGAAAGUGGGACUACUGGGUUCCUGGGACAGGUCACAGUGCAUGUGAAGGGGAAAACAGAGUGCUAUGAGUGUCAGCCUAAACCGGCCCCAAAGACAUAUCCUGUCUGUACAAUUACUAGUACUCCAUCCAAGUUUGUUCACUGUAUUGUUUGGGCAAAGGACCUGCUUUUCACAAAGUUAUUUGGAGACAAGAAUCAGGAAAAUGAUUUAAAUGUACGGUCUAGUGAUGCUUCUAACUCAUCAGAACAUGCAGAAGAUGUAUUUGAAAGAAGAAACAAUGAAGAUAUUGAGCAAUAUGGAAGGAGGAUAUAUGAUCACGUGUUCGGUUAUAACAUUGAAUUAGCUUUGUCUAAUAAAGAGACAUGGACCAACCGCAGGAAGCCCAAGCCGAUAUAUAUUAGGGAUGUUCUUCCUGACAAACUAAGUCAACAAAAUGGUAAUGCUGAUAAGAGUUGUGCAACUGAUGAUCUUUCAUCAGGAUCCGCCAUGACAUCUUUGGGCUUGAAGAAUCCACAGGAUGUAUGGAGCCUUGCAGAAAAUUCAAGAGUUUUUCUGGAGGCUUUGAAACUAUUUUUUUCAAGCAGAGAAAAGGAGGUUGGUAAUCUUAGUUUUGACAAAGAUGAUCAGUUAGCGGUGGAAUUUGUUACUGCUGCUGCAAAUAUUCGAGCUGCUUCAUUUGGAAUUCCUUUGCAUAGCCUUUUUGAAGCUAAAGGUAUUGCGGGUAAUAUUGUGCAUGCUGUUGCAACAACUAAUGCUAUUGUAGCCGGUUUAAUUGUAAUUGAAGCUAUCAAAGUGUUGGAAAAGGAUGCUGACAGUUACAGGAUGACAUACUGUUUAGAACAUCCAUCAAAAAAGAUGCUUCUUAUGCCAGUGGAACCCUUUGAGCCUAACAAGUCAUGCUGUGUUUGUUCUGAGUCACCACUGUUGCUGGAGAUUAAUACUCUCCAAGCGAAGUUGCGGGAUUUUGUUGACAAGAUAGUUAAAGCAAAGCUUGGCAUGAACUCCCCGUUAAUCAUGCAUGGGUCGACCCUUCUUUAUGAAGUUGGUGAUGAUCUUGAAGAAGAUAUGGAAGCAAAUUAUACUGCUAAUCUUGAAAAGGUGCUAUUUGAGCUUCCUUCUUCAAUUACUGGUGGGACAAUGCUCACGGUUGAAGAUCUCCAACAGGAGUUCACAUGCAAUAUCCAUAUCAAGCAUAGGGAAGAAUUUGACGAGGAGAAGGAACCUGAUGGAAUGGUUCUAUUUGGAUGGACACAAGCUCCUCUUGAGAAAAAGGAGGAUAGCAAGCCAGCCGGCAAUGACGUCGAAAUUUCAGAAGGGACUGAGAUUUCUGGGAAGAAGAGAAAACAACCAGAUAUGGAUGUCUCAACUGUUUCUGAUGAAUCCAAUAAUCACAAUAAAGUCCAAAAGCUCAAUGUUGUCGACGACGAAGACGAUGACCUUAUCGUGCUUGAUCAUCGGGAUAUAGGCUGCAGCAAGAACAGCCUGCAAUAAUUUUUUGCUUCAACUUUGUUAGGUCUUCUUACAUCCUAAUUUUGUACAAUUAGGGAGAAAUGGUGAUUCUUUGGUGCUUUAAUCGUUAGGUUGCAAAUUGUUAUUGUUUUUGGUCAGGCUGAUACAGUUAAUUGUAUCUCCAUUUCCCUUCUGUGACUUACUGGUGUAGCAAUGAUGUGAAUUCUUCCUAGCUAUAGCUAAAGAUAACAGUGGAAUUGUAACAUUUCAAGAACUAGAAUCUCUUGGAGUUAUUUGGAAAUUCAAAUCAGUGGUCAAAUUGGGUGUUGAUAUUA